Molecule: messenger RNA, 414 nt
Organism: Amphibalanus amphitrite
Lineage: Eukaryota; Metazoa; Arthropoda; Thecostraca; Balanomorpha; Balanidae
Exons: 1
Coding region: 1-414 (137 amino acids)
Source: RefSeq, a predicted model, not a curated record
AUGGCGUUCAUGGUACCCGUGCUGCAGAACGACUGGAACCUGUACGGUCCCGGCUCGGCCAAGGGCAGCCGGCGGGGCUCGCAGCAGCCGCAGACCCGCAGCGCGCCUCAGAGCCGGCGCCCGUCGCACGCCAGUGGCCUCAGCCGGCAGACAUCAGCCUCGAGCAGCGCCAGCGCUUCCACGGCACCCGGCUUCAGUCUGCAGUACAGCGACAGCCGCGGCGCGCCGGGCACCUCCGGCAGGAAGGCCAGCCACCCGGGCCAGCGCAGCGUCACCUUCGGCCCGCCCAGCCCGCCGAGCUCGCAGAAAGGCGCCGGACGGCCCGCCGAGAAGCACAACUUCCACACCAAGGUGGUGGACAAGCUGAUGCGCGUGGUACACCGCGGAGAGAAGGACGGCGCGCGGCGCAGCUGA